Molecule: messenger RNA, 593 nt
Organism: Mizuhopecten yessoensis (Yesso scallop)
Lineage: Eukaryota; Metazoa; Mollusca; Bivalvia; Pectinida; Pectinidae
Product: choline transporter-like protein 4
Exons: 3
Coding region: 20-343 (107 amino acids)
Biological process (GO): transmembrane transport
Cellular component (GO): membrane
Molecular function (GO): transmembrane transporter activity
Source: RefSeq, a predicted model, not a curated record
AAAUUGUUUUAAAUAUAAUAUGGAAGGUAAACGGUUAUUUUCAGCUGCUGGAGCCUACUUCUUCUUCAGUGGUGGUAUUGAUUUCCUGAAGAACUACACCCCCACUCUCAACUUUUAUGUUGUUCCUAUUGUGAUAGUGACCAUCGUGUCGUAUGUGGUUGCCAGCUGUUUCUUCAGCGUCUACUCCAUGGCUGUGGACACCCUGUUCCUCUGUUUCUUGGAAGAUUUGGAAAGAAAUGAUGGCUCUGUGGAGAAACCAUUCUACAUGAGUAAAGAUCUGAUGAACAUCCUUGGCAAGAAAAACCUGGUAAUGAAGAAGGGGUCACAAGGAGAGAAUUUCUAAAGACUAAAUCACCUUGGUAAUAGUGUCGUGACAAUGUGUUAUACUGACGUGGGUGAGGUACUGGUAUGGAUAUGAUGCCACAGAAUGAUAUUUCACAUUGGAAUUGAAACUAGUUAAGUGUCCAUGGAGGCCUACAUGAUCAAAUUGACAAUCAAUUAGAGUGAUUGAAUUGGAAUUAUAAGUUUUGUAUUUGAUACGCAUCAUAACAAAGCUACACAUUCAUCAAUUAUUGAUAAAUAUUUGUUUUUGA